GUCAUCUUGUCAAGAAUGUUGAUGUUCUAGCUUGUGAGAAGCAUGGCAAAAUUUUUGAAGAUGGGCAGUUUGGCUCUCUGGUUUGGUCAGCAUCAGAGAAGUACCUGUUAUAUGUGGCGGAAAAGAAGCUGCCAAAAGCUGUUUCAUAUUUUGAGAAACAAAAAGGUGAUGCUGCAGCAGACAAGCCUCCUCCAGAAAAGGGAAAUAAAUUUGAGUUCAAGGAUGACUGGGGUGAACAGCUUGUUUCCAAGUGUUCCCCUGUGAUUGUUGUCUACGACAUGGAGAGUGAUGAGAUCAGAGUAUUAGAAGGAGUGCCUGAUAACUUGUCUGCAGGCCAAGUCCGCUGGGGUCCGAACGAUGACAGCGUUGUGUUUGUGGGUUGGUUGCAUGAGCCCUACAGACUUGGACUCAUAUAUUGUCCUAUUAGAAAAAAUGCCUUGUACUCACUAUCGCUUGAUGGAAAAAGUCUUGAACAAUUGACUGACCCCAAGUACGCCGUCCACUCACCCCGCUUUAAUCACACUAAAGAUAAGUUGAUUUACAUAGCUUUGGAUGUUGGUGGAGCACAUUUAAAAUGUGGAAGAUUAAUGCAGUAUGACUGGAUCGCAAAGACUACUUCAACUAUUGUUGAUGUUGUGGACAUUCCAGAAAAGGGCGGAUUUCCAGGGAUAUACAAUUUGUAUUUAACCCUCGCCGAUCGAUGCUGGACGCCAGAUGGGAACAGUGUCAUUUUGUCUACCGUAUGGAGAACUUCUCAGAAAAUUGUUCUCAUUAACUGCAAAGACAAAACGGUUACAAAUUUGACAUCAGCCCCUGGAUCGUGGAGCUUCCUUGAUAUCAAUAGUAACAUUCUUUUAGCUUCGCAUUCGUCACCAAACAGCCCACCAAAGUUGAUGGUGGCAACUUUACCACCUGAUAUCCCAGAACCUGGUUUAUCUUGGAUAGAAGUAGCUCAUUCCGAAAUUCUCAACCUAGAGAAUGAAAUUUCAUGGAAGGUGAUGACACUUGCACCCAGCGAGAACGCAGAUUUCAAAGAUGAGUAUGAAGCUGUUUUCAUCAAGCCAGGGUUGAAGGAUGAAACGAAGCCCCCGCUUAUUGUUUUCCCGCACGGAGGACCUCACUCUGCCUUUUUAUCAGAUUUCUCUCUCUCCAGUGCUUGUCUCUGCAAACUUGGAUUUGCUAUCCUCGGUGUCAACUUCAGGGGAUCCAUAGGAUUUGGCGAAACACAGCUUCACUCCCUGCCCGGAAACAUCGGAAUACAAGAUGUACAGGAUGUGCAGCGUGCGGCUUUGAAAGUUCUCGGGAGUGGCGAAGUCGACACAUCGAACGUUUUUAUUAUGGGGGGAUCCCAUGGGGGAUUUUUGACAACACAUCUCAUUGGACAGUAUCCGGAUUUCUACAGAGCUGCUGCUACGCGUAACCCUGUUGUAGAAAUAUCUGCGAUGGUGAGUUUAUCAGACAUUCCGGAUUGGUGCUUCUUUGAAAAUGGAGAAGAAUUUCGUCAUGAUGCUGUUCUAGAUGGCCAUACGUUAGUUAAAAUGCUGGAAGAAUCUCCCUUCAGCCUCAUUAAAAAGGUUAAAACUCCAAUUUUGAUCAUGUUGGGAGAGGAUGACCUGCGGGUUCCUCCAAGUCAAGGAAGAAAAUACUACAAAGUUUUAAAAGCUCAAGGAACAAAGACGAGGUUGCUUUCGUAUCCUGAUAACAAUCAUCCAAUCAGCAAAGUCGAGGCCGAGAGCGACUCGUUUAUAAACAUGGCGAGAUGGUUCUUUGAACAUUUGCUGAAGUAACCUCAUUCCUUGAUCAUCACUGGCAGCUUGUCGAGUGGCACCAUAAUUUCGUGUGUCAGUUCCUCCGCUGUAUGAAAAAAUUUGGUAUAAGAUAUCUCUUCCCUGUCGGACGA
Molecule: messenger RNA, 1900 nt
Organism: Pocillopora damicornis (cauliflower coral)
Lineage: Eukaryota; Metazoa; Cnidaria; Anthozoa; Scleractinia; Pocilloporidae
Product: acylamino-acid-releasing enzyme
Biological process (GO): proteolysis
Molecular function (GO): serine-type endopeptidase activity
Source: RefSeq, a predicted model, not a curated record